AUGCACGCUCCUUUGCCCACGACCAAGGUUGAUAGAAGUUGCUAUUCGCAAGGACCUUUACACAAGCGAGUAUUGGAAGAGCUACCAAAGUCGAUGUGGAUACACCUUAUGGGAACGUGCAGUGCACAUGCGGCUUCAAAAGUUGAUUCAUUCAUGCCAUCUUUUGAUCGCUCAUCACUUGGUUACGAGCGUUCUGGAAAAUGUCAUCAAGCUGUCAGCGAAUUGUCUCUGGAGUUUGUUAAGUUGAUGCAUGCUAUCUUUUCACAUUUCAAAGGAGCCAACGAUGCAUUGAUGGAUCUAUUCUUUGAACAUGGAUGGUGCCGUGAUCUCGGGGAAAAAGCAUGGAGAAGCAGCAAGGAUGGUCGCACUUUUCACAAACGACGUGAGAGCAUGGAUGAGAAGAUUGCAUGGAACAUGUUUCUUACGCCACGAUUUGACAUGUUUAUGUAUUUGGCCGACUAUAUGAACAUGCCCGGCGAGACCGGUGAGAUUGCACGUGGAGCGAUUCUUUUUGCAUUGCGAUUAUUGGAUGGGUGA
This is a messenger RNA of Lichtheimia ornata, 537 nucleotides long. RefSeq lists its product as uncharacterized. Lineage: Eukaryota; Fungi; Mucoromycota; Mucoromycetes; Mucorales; Lichtheimiaceae. The transcript has 4 exons. Bases 1 to 537 code for a protein of 178 amino acids. The record is from RefSeq and is a predicted model, not a curated record.